Messenger RNA from Solanum tuberosum (potato), 1528 nucleotides. RefSeq names its product two-pore potassium channel 1. Gene Ontology annotation, molecular function: outward rectifier potassium channel activity; potassium ion leak channel activity. The coding region runs from base 199 to 1248 and encodes 349 amino acids. Gene Ontology annotation, biological process: stabilization of membrane potential; potassium ion transmembrane transport. The record is from RefSeq and is a predicted model, not a curated record. NCBI's taxonomy places the organism in Eukaryota, Viridiplantae, Streptophyta, Magnoliopsida, Solanales, Solanaceae. Gene Ontology annotation, cellular component: plasma membrane. The transcript has 3 exons.
AAAAAACGAGGGAAAAGCCAAAUGACGACAGCUCUUAUAAAGGGAGUGAAGAAGAUGAACGUGAUCGCAAUUGAUCGGAAGAAACUGAAGAAGGGGACGCCUGCAAGUUAAAGCUCCAAUUGGUGUCAAAGAAGAUUGGAGCUCUUUCCAGCAAUUUCCUUACAGAAAUCAGGUUUAGGACUUCUCGAGGCUUCCUGGAUGACUAAUAGGGGAACAACCCAGCCCUUGUUGGAUCAACUGCAUCAAACCCAUCAUACGGUUGGUCUUGGGAGAAAAAGAUUUCGCCGAUCUAAAAGUACUCCUGUGGGCGAAAUUGCUCCGGUGGAAAUUAAUGAAAUAAAGAACGACCAAUCACUUCUACGUUCUAAAUUGAUUUUGGACAAACUCCACCCUAGUAUUAGGAAAGUUAUUGUUUACUUGAUUAUAUACUUGGGUAUUGGUACCAUUUGCUUUUAUUUUGUUAGAAGCAAGAUCAAGGGAAAGAAAAUAGAUGGCGUACUUGAUUCCCUUUACUUUUGUGUUGUGACAAUGACCACGGUUGGAUAUGGUGAUUUGGUUCCUAACAGUGCAACUACUAAACUGCUUGCCUGUGUCUUUGUGUUCUCUGGGAUGGCACUUGUUGGACUGGUUCUAAGCAAAGCAGCAGACUACUUAGUGGAGAAGCAAGAAACACUAUUAAUUAAAGCACUGCAUAUGGGUUGUAGAGUUGGUCCGAGUGAAAUUUUAGAGGAGAUUGAAACAAACAAAGUAAGGUACAAGUGUUUCAUGGUAGCGGCCUUCCUUAUAAUGCUCAUAAUCAUUGGGACAGUCGUCUUGACUAGAGUUGAAAAGUUUGAUACUGUAGACGCCUUUUAUUGUGUCUGUGCUACCAUCACAACAUUAGGAUAUGGAGACAAAAGCUUUUCAACCAAAGCAGGGCGCAUUUUUUCUAUAUUUUGGAUUUUGACAAGCACUCUUUGUUUGGGUCGAUUCUUCCUUUAUGUUGCUGAAUGGAACACGGAAAAGAGACAGAAGGAGAUUGUGAAAUGGGUUCUUUCAAGAAGGAUGACAAAUGUGGAUUUGGAGGAAGCUGAUCUUGAUGAUGAUGGGGUUGUAGGGGCUGCUGAAUUUGUUAUCUAUAAACUUAAGGAGAUGGGGAAGAUCAACCAACACGACGUCGCAGCUGUAUUGAAGGAAUUUGAAAGUCUUGACGUUGAUCAGUCUGGAACUUUGUCAACCGCAGAUCUGACACUCGCCCAAUCAUCUUGAACCGGGAGGUGAUUGCUCUAAAACCUAUAUUAUUAUAUUAAGCAACCUUUUCCACAUAUGAUUAUGAGUCCUUUUGCAACUUCUAGUGUAUCAGUAGCAUAUUAGAAAACGUUCAUAUUUUUUGAGUUUUUGACACAAGUUAUGCAGUAAAUUCCACUCAGUUUAGUACUAGGUGAAAUUUACACUUCCCAGAAUCUCCAUGUAGUCUUCUCAACUCCCUGUGUAAACAUGUAAAUUACUUGUACUUUUGUUUGUAAAAAGUUAGCAAACUUCUUCGGUU